CGGCCAUGAAUGCAUACAGGGUAGACGCUGUGGCAACUGGUCAACUUUGAGAAGCCGAUAGUUAGAAAGAAAGAAAUUUGUGAGCGGAAUGUUCUGUAAACUGGAAAUAGACUUUCCUCAGCCAGCCAAGGAUGGGGUCCACGUAAAAAUAAUGAUCCUGAAUCCUGCCCGAAAUAAAAGGAGAAAUACUGAAGAAGAAGAAGAGGAGGAAGGCGAAAAGAGCAUCGCCGGCCAACGUCAUUCAUCUCCUUUUGCCCAUGGAUUCCAUCUCCGGUAUUUGAAUUUGAUUCACUUAGGUAUUCGGAGAAGCCCUGUAAAAGAAUAUUUGAAGUCUCCGUCUACCUCUCAAAUCUCAGUCGUCGGAAAUGGAGAGCGUAGGUGGGUGGCAAGGGCUGUUUCUGGGCGGAUUAGCCUCGUGGGUGGUGAUUUCUUCCAUUCUUAACGUUACCCAGUUGAUUAGAUGUCUCACUCAACCUUGGGUUUCUCGCCAAGUCAUUUCUGGCACCCCCAUUGCUUUAAAGAUCCAGAAAUAUCAGAGUUGGUAUCUGGAUGCUUUCUUUUCUGGGCUGUCUUGUAUCGUUUCUGUGCCUUUCUACACUGCCUUUCUUCCCUUUCUCUUCUGGACUGGGCAUUCUAAGUUGGCUCGGCAGAUGACCCUUCUCAUGGCUUUCUGUGAUUAUAUGGGAAACUGUAUUAAGGAUGUAGUCUCAGCCCCUAGACCAAGUUCACCACCUGUUAGGAGAAUAACAGCCACCAAAGACGAGAAAGAAAAUGCAUUGGAAUACGGACUUCCUUCUUCACAUACCCUUAAUACUGUCUGCUUGGCCGGGUACCUUUUACAGUAUGUGUUAUCCUAUACUGAGAAUGAAGAUAUCUCCAUGGAAAUAGCAGGAGUUUCCAUUGUUUGCUUGCUUGUUGGUUUGAUUGGAUUUGGGAGAAUUUACCUUGGGAUGCACAGCUUGAUUGACAUCAUUGGAGGUCUAUGUUUUGGUCUUGCGAUCCUCACAUUUUGGCUUUCUGUUCACAAUCACAUAGAUCGUUUCAUAAUCUCAGGACAAAACGUUACGUCCUUCUGGGCUGCACUAAGCUUCUUAUUCCUCUUUGCUUAUCCAACACCGGAGCUCCCCACACCAAGUUUUGAAUAUCACACAGCCUUCAAUGGUGUUGCAUUGGGAAUAGUAAUGGGAAUCCAGCAAACAUAUAAUCAGUUUCACCACGAAGGUGUUCCUCGGGUCUUUACUCCCGACCUUACAGUCCUUGCAUUUGUUGGAAGAAUGCUUGUAGGGAUACCGACAAUAUUAAUUGUGAAGUUCUGCAGCAAGGCUCUUGCAAAAUGGAUGUUACCCAUGCUUGCCAAUGCUGUGAGCCUCCCCGUGAAAUCAACCAGUUACAUCCCUGGAUUCUCUGCAUCAGUGAUCUCCAAAAAGUCGGAUGAUUUGGUGAAGAAGCCUCCAGCCAGCGGAGGAGGUUAUUAUGUGCAAAAGCUCUUCUUCUUCUCUCACCAAGAUACAUUUGAUUUAGAUACAAGCAUAAGACUGAUUCAGUAUACUGGCCUUGCUUGGGCUGUCGUAGAUCUUGUGCCGUCUUUGUUUGCUUACCUAAAGCUCUGAUAGUUUUUGUAUGUAACAUAAAAAAACUCAUUGCUUCUUAUGUUACUAAG
Molecule: messenger RNA, 1660 nt
Organism: Cuscuta europaea
Lineage: Eukaryota; Viridiplantae; Streptophyta; Magnoliopsida; Solanales; Convolvulaceae
Source: the annotation of a GenBank genome assembly